Botrytis fragariae is the source of this 837-nucleotide messenger RNA. RefSeq lists its product as uncharacterized. NCBI's taxonomy places the organism in Eukaryota, Fungi, Ascomycota, Leotiomycetes, Helotiales, Sclerotiniaceae. The record is from RefSeq and is a predicted model, not a curated record. The transcript has 4 exons. The coding region runs from base 1 to 837 and encodes 278 amino acids.
AUGGAGGAAACUGCUGCGGCUGCUGCGGCUGAAGGUAUUACUGUUGAAGAGUUCACUACUAGAGCUGUUGUCGUUUAUUUACAUAGCGUUGCUGAUCAAUGCAAAACUAUGGCUGCCGAACUCCUUGCUGCUGAGGCUCAGUUGCAGAGUAUUGAAAUCAUUUCGCUAGUCACCAAGCAAACAAUACCAAAAUUCUCUGAAAAAAAUAACACAACGACAAGAGUCAAAGCUAAAACUACAAUGAAGCGCACCCCGCUACCCGAUCAAAGAAUGGCCACUACCAAGAGACCCGCCAAACCUCGCAAAUACACACAGAGCGCUGCUUCUCGAAGAAUCAUCGAUAUUUGUAAACAAACAAUUAUUAGCAGAGUCAGGGUACAGUUUAAGAAAGACGCCAACAAGAAAAUCAAGUCCAGUUAUACGACCGUCGAAUCUCUUGGAAAGGAAUCCUCAAAAGGUGGCGAUCUUGCUUGGAUUGAGCCUCCCGAGCCCGAAACCUUCCUAUAUCAAGAUGAGAAGACUUUGGAAUAUUAUAAUUAUUACCGCAACUAUUACGCACCACUUCAAGAAUUAAAGAAGACGAAGAACAUGACAUGGAACGCUAUUCAGGCUAUUCACGUGGAGCAUUUCCCCGACAAGCACGUCCCCAAGAGCAGAAAUGGGCUCUCCGCCCGCGCCUAUUCAUGCUAUCACGGAUUAUGUGUAGUCAUUGAGGCUGAAAAGGAGGCCGUUGCUUUAGCAGAAGCUACUCAAAAUCCCGAAUUUGUCUUUCCUAAUGAUGAUGAUGAUGAUGAUGAUGAAUACAAUGGAAGGGCUCUAGAUGGCCAGGCCAAGUGA